AUGUCCGCGACGCUAAGAUCAAAUACUCACUUGCAUUUUUUGGCGCCCAAUGAGUUUAAUGUACAUGAUUAUUUCAAGAACAUAUAUGCCCAGAAUUGGAGGUUAAAAAAUUAUCUAAACUAUCGUUUAGAAACCGAAACCGAAAUCCCAACCUGGACUAAUGUUAUUAAUGCUUGGAAGGAUUCACUCGAAAUUAUGACAAAAAGCAAUCAUAAAAAAGUUCCGACCAGUAUAACUUUUUUUUGUAAACAAUUAAUUGAUUUCAAAACGUUUGAAGGAGGGAGUAUCUUAGAACGAUGUAUGGAAUGGUAUAAUAACUUUUACGAGCGUUACUGUGAUCUCCAACUUGCCGAGAGGGUUCAGCGCCUCGAGAAAAAUAUAUAUUCGUCUCAAAAAAUAUCAGAACUGUUACGGAAACAAACCAAUAAAAAAAAGAGAUCACAGAGUGAUAAUGAAGUGGACGCGUCGAAACAGAAAGAAGCGGCCAGCGAGCAAAAAAAGAGAAGAACGAAUGAAAUUUUGACGACAAACUCGAUGGAAGAAUCAACAGAAGUAUCGACGGAAGAAUCGAAGGAAGAAUUGAUCGCCUUAUUUGAUGAAGCGCAUGAAGGUGAAUUAGUUGAAUCCAUUGACGAAUCCAUUUUGGGAGAAGAAAUAUCAUUACCUGUUUCCGAUGAUACUUCAAGGCAAGAAUUUCAUUGUAUCUCUGAUAAAUUCAAGAAAUAUCAGAAUAAAAUUCCAAAGACACAUCGGAUUAUAACAUUAGGGUAUUGGGGAGUUUUUGACUUGACACAAGAGAGCCUUUAUGAGUGUAAGGAGUUUUCCCAAAGCGAAAUUAAUGACAUCUCGCAAGAUUUUGCAAAUCAUGUUCACUGGUCUCCGAAACCAACCCCAAAAAACCUUCAAAAAUAUUUUGAUUCCAAUUGCGAUCCUGUUAAUCUUGAGGAUAAUGAAGACAAAGAAAAACUACACGCGAAUAUUCAAUUUAUGUAA
Messenger RNA from Paraglomus occultum, 993 nucleotides. Lineage: Eukaryota; Fungi; Glomeromycota; Glomeromycetes; Paraglomerales; Paraglomeraceae. The record is from the annotation of a GenBank genome assembly.